Molecule: messenger RNA, 2250 nt
Organism: Drechmeria coniospora
Lineage: Eukaryota; Fungi; Ascomycota; Sordariomycetes; Hypocreales; Ophiocordycipitaceae
Product: pre-mRNA splicing factor CLF1
Exons: 1
Coding region: 1-2250 (749 amino acids)
Molecular function (GO): protein binding
Source: RefSeq, a predicted model, not a curated record
AUGUCGGUCCCGAAGCCACCGGCUUCUCUCGACAACUCCUGCACUGCCAUUUACGACAACACGCUUUAUUCCUACUCACGCAAUGCUUUCUUGUCAAUACCGCUGGAGGACAGUGCGCGGUGGAGUCGGCUGCCGAUGGGUGUCAAGGUGACGGGAGCCACGUGUGUCGGGUCGACGCCGACCAACGCCAGCCAGGCCGGCUUCUACGUCGUCGGCGGCAAGGCGGAUUCGAGCGACUACUCGGGCCUCCAAAAGUACACGUAUUCCACCGGCAAGUGGACGACGAUUGAGCUCACGGACGAGGUCACAAAGGACAGGCAAUGGCACGCGUCCACCUACAUCCAAGCCGACGACUCCAUUCUCGUCUACGCCGGGAGCCAGGCCCGCGAGCGCAACCCUUCGACGCAAACCUUUACCAUUCAGGCGUCGGAGCCGUUUGCUGUCCGCGGGUACGAGUCGAUUGCGCCUCCCGCCAUUUCCCCCACCCUGAUGGGUUGGUCUGCUGCCGACGCCGCCGUCAUAGGUGGCGGAACCGAUCUGCUGCAUGCCAGGGUCUGGCUAUUCAAUCCCACCGCUCGCUGGAGAGACUCGGGUGCGGGACUGGCCAGUCCCCUCAAGGAUGCGACAUCAAUGCAAGCCGUCCUCGUCUCCGGAGACGACGGGUCCAAGUGCCUGUACACGUUCGAUCUUGGCCAGUCGCCCAACCGGGUCGACCGUCUGGUGUUGCUGGCGGCCAACGGUGCACCGAUUGCCGACGCGAAACCGGUCACGAACAGUACCGGUGCUGCCUCGGGGACCCAAGGCAAACGGGAUCUUUCCUUGGACGAUUGGCCAGAGUACAACGCCACGCUCGCGCCGACGGUGACGAGAAAGAAUUUUGCCGUCGCUCAGGGUCCGAACGGGAUGGUCGUGUUCUCCGGGGGCAACAGCGAACAGCCACUCGCCAUCUUCGACACAAGCAAAAAUGCAUGGGUCAACGCCACCGAACUGUUGGGAGACAGGACACAAACGGUUCUGUCCGAAGCCUCGACCACGACGUCGGUCUCGUCGACGUCGACGAGCCUCUCACCGGCAUCGACCUCGUCGCCGCCAAUCGAAGGCGCGGCGGCCACGCCGACGACAUCGGCUCUCGCCGCCUCGGCUUCCGAAAGCGAAGGCUCUGGUCCGGGCACGAAUGUCAUUCUCGGCAUCACGCUGGGGUCUAUUGUUGGAUUCUUGGCACUGCUCGGUCUCGUGUUGCUGCUCCUUCGACGUCGUGCCAGACGCCAGAAGCAUGCCGAAAGCGGCGGCCAGGAAGGCCACGGCAACGGUGCGCGGUUCAGCGAGAAGGAUUCGGCCGGGCUCACCAAGAGCACCAAGCCUGCCAAGUUGGCCGGCAAGUUCCGCGGGCACUACCCGCAAGCGUCGCAGGACUCGUAUAACUCGAUGGCCAUCUUGAUGGGCCGCAUGGGAAAGGAGAGGACGGGACUGUCGAGGAAAGCGAGCGACGACUCGAUGCGAAGUUUGGCCAGCUCCGAACGCAAGCAGCUCAAGAGCACCAUCAGCAAGCCUAUCCUCCAGACGACGGAUCAGCCAACCUUUGCCGGCGUCGAUGACCGGGGCGUGGCCUUUGAUCCGUCGGUGGACCCUCGACCGCGCAACGACCGGUUGGAGCCGCGAGACGGCACUCGAAGGAGUUCGGGCUGGAACAAAUACUGGUCCGGCGGCAGCGCCCUCCAGAUCCUCGGCUUCGGUUCGGGCAAGAGGAACACGAGCACGUCGGAGCACAGUUCGCACUACUCGGAAGGGCCGAGCAACCAUUCCAGGGCGACGCAGGACUCGGCCACGGUUCCACCCCUGAACUUUGAAGCCCACGGGUUCGAGGGACGGCCUUCGGUCAACAGCGUGAACUCGGGCAGCCCCGUGGUGGCCGAGUUUUCCAGCAAGCUGCCCGCGGAAGGGCUGUCGGGCAAGAUCGAGCGCCCGGCGUCGGCGACCUCGUCGGGUUACUCGAGCGGCAUCCCCGAGAGCGUCAACGACCACUGGGACCCGGCCGAGGCGGGCAAGGCGUGGCGCGCCGACGGAGCGGCCGACGGUUCCCAUGUGCCGAGCUACUACUACGGAGCGACGUUGGAUGCCGACACUUCUGCCGCGCCUCAGCCUCCUUCGGGAGUGAGCCAGCAGCCGCAGCUUUCCAUGGCCGCCACAUCAUCCGACAUGAGCUGGCUCAAUCUUGGCGAUCAGUCACAAUCUCAGACGAGUCGACUGUAG